CUUGCAAGUCAGACUCAUUGCUCAGGCUGUCAGUGCCGGACCUUUCGUAACUCCCACACAUUGUCAACCAAGACUGUAAUAAGACCUUCCUCACCUAUCGACCGCCAUUUCAGUCCUCGGCGUCGAAUUCGGACCCCGGACUUUCAGGACCAGAACGGCAACGUCAAGCGCGAUCUUGGGCGUUCUGGGUACGAACAAGAGCAGCAUGAUCUGAGAAUGUUGAAUUCCAUCUCGCGAAGAGCUACAGACAAAUCGGCUUUCUAGGCUGGAAGGGCUGAGCGUCGGACACGGGCAAGCUGUUGGAGGAUUAGAAUCAAGCACUGGUCCAGAGCGAAACCAAGUUUUGCAUGAUAGCCAUUUAUGUGAGAAUAUAGAUGACGGAAGCUCAGAAUACAAGGUUAUGAGAUGGUUAGAGAACCCUAGACCGGCGCCGCCUCCUCCAUCGAUUCAUCGGACGCCGUCUGGACGGGGCAACAACCCUGUGGUGCAAAACCGAAGCGUGGUGUACAUCAAAGCAAAGAAGAUGAUGCAAGACAGAGCUACAGACCAAGGUCUUACGGUAUCAACUCGUUCUUCAAGUCGCCGAGCAUUGUAUAAACCAAGCGGAAAUCAGAGCUUCCACACCAGACAGUCUAAUAGCAGUUCGAAAAGGUCAGCCACGCAGCUAUCCUUGUGCAAGCAACUUGCAACGCUUUUGCGUAUCUUAAGAAACUACAUUAAACAGCUCCUCAGACUCACUGGAUCGAAAUUGCCUCGGCCUCCGCCGUCACAGCGCGCCAAAUCGAAACCAAUUCCUCCACCCCCAGUAUCACUCGAUCCAAAAACACGCAAGACCGAAUGUCGUGAAGUUAACUCGUCGGGAAGGAAACUUGAUGCGCAUAUCGACAAACCGCUUCCGCCAAUGCCGAGAGCAUUCAGUCAUUCUGGUUCAAUCGAGUCCUUGUACUCGGUCCCGACUUGCUCCGUUCCACCCAUGCCGCCACCGCCACCGCCGUUGAAGAGUAACCUCAAGGCCCGAGAUGAAGACGCAUCUACACAGCAGCAGGAGAUUAAUAAUUACAUGAACCGCGCGGUCGUGAUGCAAGACUCGACUCAUUGGGUACCACCGACCGUUGCCGGACCUUCUGACCCUACUAGGGAGAUGAGAAUGUGGUCUGAUUGGAAGGAGAAGCUGGAACGUAGAAAUAUGGAGUAUGAUGGUAUGAUGGCUCCCCGUAGUGGGGAGUGGUUUAUGCGGUGGUGCGAGGGUGGUGAGGGUUGGAUAUCUGUCGGAGCAGAGGGGAAUUGAGGGUGAGUGUGGUCUUUGAGUUGUGUGCCCUGAAGUCGUCGAUAUUUCUGUUCUACUCAAGGCACACUCUAGAAUGCGCUUGUAGCAUGUCGCUCAUUAACUCAUAUUUCCCCA
Molecule: messenger RNA, 1402 nt
Organism: Cucurbitaria berberidis CBS 394.84
Lineage: Eukaryota; Fungi; Ascomycota; Dothideomycetes; Pleosporales; Cucurbitariaceae
Exons: 2
Coding region: 401-1288 (295 amino acids)
Source: RefSeq, a predicted model, not a curated record